AGAUGAUACUUAUUUUCUGUGUAUUAUUUUUGGUUCUAUAUAGUGUUACCCUCCGUGCACUCUCCUCAUCUUUGACUCUAUAAUUCAUUCUUCUUAUCUCUCUCCCUGGCAAACACACACACACACAGUAAACAAAACAAAAAAACUUACAGCUCUUCAUUACUUCAUUAAAAUUGUUCAAUUAUCUUAUUGCUAAGGAUAAUAAGCACUUUCACUACUGUGGGGAUUAUAGUUGGUGAAGAACAAGACCAGUUUGGCAAUUGAGCAAAGUAAAGAACAGUAUGCGGUGGUAUAGUUUAUCUGUUGACGUUUAUCGGAAAGUUAUCUCCUUGAACUUGUAUUGCCGUGUCAUUCUGUAAAAUACCCUUUUCAUAAAAACCAGUUCAUUAGUGUUGCUUUUCUCAACUUGGAAGUCAAUUAUUCAUUAUAAUCUUUUCCAUGGGAUCCACACGUUUCAUCGUCAUACCCUGUUACGUUCGGAUGAUUAGCUGAGAAUUAAGUCACAUUCAUCUUAGCCUUGAUGAGAAUCUGUCUUCUUUAAUUAGUAUUCAGCCUUAUAAUUACUUCCAUCUCGAGUCUCACACUUGUCAUUCCUGUUAGUCCCAGGAUUAGCUGAGAAUUUAGUCACUUUUAUCUUAGUCUUGGUAAGAAUUUUCUUCUUAAUUAGUAUUAAGCCUUGCAAUUACUUUCAUCUCGGGUCUUUUGUGAGAUUUUUUUUCUUUAGCGUUCAAUCUUUCUGUUUUGUGGGGAGUGAUUUUCCUUCUGCCAUUUCUGUUGGAAGAAUUUCUUUGUGGUGAUUGUUCAAUCAUUUUAUUGAGGGGAUUGUUUGGAAUUCUUUUGUUUAUUGAUUUUUCUGCUGGAAGAUUGAGGUGUUGUGUUGAGUGAAAGGGUUGGGAACAAGUAGUUAUGGUGUGCCAAGCAGCUAGUCAGACGAGAUUUCGGGCAUUGAAACAUGAAAAUGGAAUUGAUGGGUCUGCCACCAUAAUAGUUAGAGUAAUCGCAUGCUUUCAACCACUCCAAGAUUGCCAGGCUGAAUACUUCCGCCAUUUGCUUAAGCCUGUCACGUAGAUAGAUCUUUCUUGUUACCGCGUUCAAGUUAAGCUGGAGUUUUUAUUUUUUUCGUUAUUUAGCAAGAGUGCAAGAAAUAAUCAGCAAUUCGUAGUUUCACAGUUGUUUAGAACUGGUGAUUGUUGAGGUUGAAUGGAAAAGGACUUUGUAUCUUCGUUUCAUCACCAGUAUUCAGAUCUGCAGUUAGCCCAUUUGAAUUUUUCUUAUCCACAAUUUGAUAUAGGGCAGCAGAAUUCUUUUCCUACUUACAUGAUUCCUCAGUCAAAUGAGGUUCCUACGAAUGGGAAUUCUCCAUUUUUCACAUUUUCAGGCCUGCCAGAGUCGAAUGCAAGCUGGCCAACAGAACCUUGCAAUUGGUUAUAUUAUUCGCCUCAGUUUUAUCAGGGUUUUAAUCCUGUUUCGACCACUUUACCCAAAGAGAAGCUUGCUCCCCGAGCACCUGAAAAUCUGGGAGGUUACAAACAUCCUAAUGGAGGCACUGCAUCUGCUCAGAAGAGAUUCCUUGUGUUUGAUCAAUCUGGUGAUCAGACAACUUUGAUCUAUAAUUCUCCUAAUGGUACUCCUGUACAAUGCCCCGCUUCUUUGAAUCCAAGAGCCCCUGCUCUUUAUAAUUCGAGUAAGGAAGAUCCAGAGAUCAAAACAAAUGAAGCUUCUCCAUUCGGGCAUUUCUUCGACAAGGAAUAUUAUGAAGACAACAACAAAGAUGAUGUCGAAAGUGAAAUGCAUGAGGAUACUGAAGAACUGAACGCCCUACUCUACUCUGAUGAUGAUAAUGAUUGUUCUGAGGAUGAUGAAGAAACAAGCACUGGUCACUCGCCUAGUACUAUGACCGCUCGUGAUCUGCCAGAGUUGUCUGACGAAAGGGGUGAAGAAGUAGCUAGUUCUGUUGGGUCGACCAAACGGCAUAAACUGCUAGAUGGUAGCUACGACGCACCAGAAAUAAGGGAUACUGCAACCUCCACAAAAGCCUACACAUGCUCCAACUUAGAGGAUGAUGCACAAUCCAGUUGUGCCAAUGGCCUUGAACAAGAUUCAGGAGCACCAGGUUCUCCAUCUGGGAAAAAGAGGCUAAGAAAGGAUAAAAUUCGCGAGACAAUAAGCAUUUUGCAGGAAAUAAUCCCCAGAGGGAAGGGAAAAGACUCGAUGGUUGUUCUUGAUGAAGCAAUCCAUUACUUGAGAUCCCUGAAGGUGAAAGCCAAGUCUCUCGGACUUGAUUCUCUUUGAGCUUCAGCUUGCCACUGGUCAUAUUAUUGACUUGCUGUUAAAGGUAUUUGAAUUGAAUAAUUAGUGUUUAAAUGGUAUUGGCAACGCGUGGCUGAUUAGAAUAUGCCAUAAACAAAGUAAACCAGAUUGGAGAAUCCCUUUAAAGUCUUUAUUCCAUCAUUCUGCUCGAACCAUUGGCUAUGGCUUUGAAAAUUAGUGGUCAUGUCUUAUUCAUGUCUUCUUUUCAGAUAAGGAGGGAACUUCUUGUCAUGCUUCCAUAAAGGGUGGUGAAUCAUGAGUUCAUAUUCUGACCCCCAAGAGAAAAGUUGAUUCUGCUGCCCUUUGGGAAUGUGUUUUGCUUGCCCACAUAAUUGUUCGCUGUCUGUGUGAACGAUAUAAGGCGAGCUGUUACCUCAGUAGGACCUUUGAAAAGUUUGUAGUGCACGCUUGGUGGCUAAUUUGGGUCCCAAACCUCACUUUCUUGCUCUUUUUUCAUUGAUCAAGUCACAUGAAUCCUUCUUGGUCAUUACCUUUUCUCAUCUUAAAGGCGGGCAAGACAGUUGCAUGGCGAUGCGCCUCUCUUUUGGUUACAUCCUACAGAUGUUGUGUUCUUCUGAGGUGAAAUGGAUCAAGCCAAUCUUGUCAAAAAAGACUUGGAGAAUAUCAUAUCAUAUCACGUCUGAGGAAAACUACUGCUGCUACUGUUUGUCACAUGACUAGUUUGAUCUUCUUGAUUGUGUAAACUUUUUAGCACUAUUGUUGUGAGUUGUGUAAGUAAUAUUUAUGUAUGUAUUAUGUUGUGGUGUUUGUUUUUUUGUAUUGUGAGAAAUAUUAAACUGUGUUUGGUGGUGGUGUUGUCUUUA
Capsicum annuum is the source of this 3134-nucleotide messenger RNA. RefSeq names its product transcription factor bHLH143. Gene Ontology annotation, molecular function: protein dimerization activity. The record is from RefSeq and is a predicted model, not a curated record. The transcript has 4 exons. Bases 1201 to 2292 code for a protein of 363 amino acids. NCBI's taxonomy places the organism in Eukaryota, Viridiplantae, Streptophyta, Magnoliopsida, Solanales, Solanaceae.